AGAACAGAGAGAAGGGAAAUUCACUUAUAUACUACCUUCUUAUCUCAUGCUUUCCUGUUAUCUUUCACACACACACACACACACACACACACACACACACACACACACACACACACACACACACACACAAGAUAGAAGUCUCUGGACUCGGAGCUCUUCCCCAGCCUCUAUUUCACCACUCUUCUUUUGUCUCCGUGUGUGUAUGGGUGGAGAGCUGCAGGCUGUGGAUGUGAGAGGCAUGAUGCUGAGGCUCCAGGCCCAUUGGUUGCCUGCCUUCAACCAUUAUCUCUCGCUUCCCUCUCCUGAUUCUCUCUCUCUCUCUCUCUCUCUCUCUCUGUCUCUGUCUCUCCCUAUCCUUGUUCCCUGCACGCCCAUCAGCUUUCAACUCCUAAAAAAAUGAUUUGCAUUCAGGAGGAGAAAGGAACUUUCCAGCGUGCGCUUUGAAUGAAAGAGUGCUGGCGAGAACGUGCGUGAGAGAAGACGACUCUGGACCAAAACAGCGAGGAAAGACAAUCAGGGGCGAUCACAACAAAAAGUUUGAGCGAAGACGCCGUUUCAUCACUGAAAAUGAAACUGGAGGAGGAGUGGUGAACUCUUGAUGGGGGGGUUCUUAUCUGGAGUUUACCACCACAGGCUAAGGAUCAAGUGAAGGUCUGGACCAAAGAGUAAUCAAACCUGCAUUCAUAUCAGAUGGAGGUGGAUGUAGCAGACAAGCGCCAUCGCACACGCUCGAAAGUGCCCUUGGAACCAGCAAUACAAGAGCUGUUCAGUGUAUACGGCUGCCCUGUGGCCAAGAAGAGGAGAACACAGGACAGACUACCCCUAGAGCCCAUGGCCAAGAGGAAGGCCUUUCACACACACACAGAGCAGCAGCCCAUGGAUGACUGCUACCACACAGACAUGGUGGAAGAGAAAGACGAGGAAGAAGAGCACGAAGAAGAAGCAGGGGAAGAGGAGGUGGAGGGAGAAGAAGAGGAGGAGGACGACGGAGAACCCGAAGGAGAGGAGGACGUUGAGGAGGACUACACGGACAAUGAGGAACAUGUGGAGCAGGACGACGGAGAGGUGGAGAAUGGAGAGGAGGAAGAAAUGGAGCAAGAAGACGAGGAUGUUGUAGAAGAAGAGGAGGCUGAGGAAGGGGAGGGGGAGGAUGAGGAUGAUGAAGAUGUGGACGAACAGGAAGAAGAGGAGGAGGAGGAGGAGGAUGAAGAACUGCAGAACAAUCAGGAUCAAGCUGGCAAUCAGGUAAACGGGACCUACACCAAACCCAGCUCCAUGGUGGAGAAGGACGAUAACAACAAUGACGAAUAUGACAACUAUGAUGAGCUGGUGGCUAAGUCUCUGCUCAACCUGGGCAAGAUUGCAGAGGACGCCGCUUACCGGGCCAUGACCGAGUCCGAGAUGAACAGCAACUCCUCCCAUAGUGCUGCGGAGGAAGAGGAGGAAGAGGAAGAGGAGGAAGAGGAAGAUUACGAGGAAGAGGAGGAGGAAGAUGAGUACGAGGAGGGUGACAGUGGCACUAGGAAAAGUGAGCUGAGCCUUGAUGUAGAUAGUGAUGUAGUCAAAGAGACUGUAGAUUCUCUGAAACUGCUGGCCCAGGGUCAUGGAGCUGUGCUCUCUGACAACCUCGAAGAAAGCACGUAUCAGGAAAAUGGAGUGAAAAAUGAGGGCUGCGGCAACAUAAACGGCUUUGGCAGUUAUGUGUGUAAUGGUACUGGUGGCAGUUGUGCACAAAACAAGUCCACUAGCAAUGGACAACUGAUUGAGGAAAGCGAUGAGGAGGUAUGCCUGAGCAGUCUGGAGUGUCUACGCAAUCAGUGCUUUGACCUGGCACGCAAAUUGAGCGAAACAAAGCCGGCCGAGCGCCUCAACCAAGGUCAGGAGGGGCACCAAGACACGUUGCUGCACCAUGACAUAUAUGGAGAAUGCCAUCAGCAGCAGAACUCAGAGGAACGGCGUGUUUUGGAGCGCAACUAUUCGGACAUGGUCAACCUGAUGAAGCUGGAGGAGCAGCUCAGUCCACGCUCGAAAGCUCUGUCCAGUUGUGCCAGGGAGUAUGACGCUUACAGAGAUGAAGACACCACGUCAAUCACCUCAGACCGGUCUGAGGACGGCUUUGAUAUGACCAAGGGCAACCUGUCGCUACUCGAAAAGGCCAUUGCAUUGGAGUCUGAGCGGGCCAAGGCAAUGAGGGACAAAAUGGCCUCAGAGGCAGCCAGGAGAGACAGAUUACAACUCCACGAAGAGAAUCACGGUCUGAGGCUCAGCUGUGCAGAGGAGCGUAAAGCCAGGCUGCAUCACGAUGGCCUCAAGAAGCCCUACUAUCAUAAAGAUUCCUCAAGGUCAGAGAAGAAAGAGAGUCGAUGCCCAACGCCGGGUUGUGAUGGCACAGGCCAUGUGACUGGCUUGUAUCCACACCAUCGAAGCUUGUCUGGUUGCCCACAUAAAGACAGAGUUCCUCCAGAAAUUCUUGCAAUGUAUGAAAAUGUUCUUAAGUGUCCUACACCUGGCUGCACAGGGCGCGGCCAUGUCAAUAGCAACAGGAACUCACAUCGAAGUCUCUCGGGAUGCCCGAUAGCAGCCGCUGAGAAACUUGCCAAAGCUCAUGAGAAGCAUCAAGCAUGCAAUGGAACUAAGUCCAAUCAGGCAUCGGACCGAGUUCUGAGGCCCAUGUGCUUUGUAAAGCAGCUGGAAAUCCCGCAGUAUGGCUAUAAGAAUCACGUCCCCACUACUACCCCACGCUCCAACCUGGCCAAAGAGCUGGAAAAAUACUCCAAGACCAGCUUUGACUACAAUGGCUAUGACAACCAGAACGUGUACGGCAAACGUGCCAUUGCUCCAAAAGCCCCCGGCCGUGACACAUCGCCCAAGGGUUAUGAUGCUAAGCGGUACUGUAAGAACUCCAGCUCGGCGAGCAGCACCACCAGUAGCUAUGCUCCCAGCAGUAGCAGCAGCCUGAGCUGUGGUGGAGCUGCAGGAGCAGGAGGUGGAGGAGGAGGAGGAGGAGGAGGAAGCAGUGCCAGCAGCACCUGCAGCAAAAGCAGCUUCGACUACACGCAUGACAUGGAGGCCGCCCACAUGGCUGCUACAGCCAUCCUCAAUCUGUCCACGCGAUGCAGAGAGAUGCCUCAGAGCCUGAGUGGCAAGCCACAGGAUCUCUGCACGCAGUCAGAUGAUCUAGAUCCAUUCCAGGACAUUUUAGAGGACACUGCGUAUGCCACAGAUGUCGCCAUCCCGAGUCCCAAGCCAAAAUUCGCCCCUUGUAAAGAGAGCAAAAAGGACCUAAUAACUCUUUCAGGUUGUCCUUUAGCCGAUAAAAGCAUUCGGAGUAUGAUGGCGACCAAUUCGCAAGAACUCAAGUGCCCGACUCCGGGCUGCGAUGGCUCGGGACAUAUCACUGGGAAUUAUGCCUCCCACAGAAGUUUGUCAGGAUGUCCACGAGCUCGCAAGAGUGGCAUAAAGAUUACCCACAGCAAAGAGGACAAAGAGGACCAGGAACCAAUCAGGUGUCCUGUGCCUGGUUGUGAUGGACAGGGUCACGUGACAGGGAAGUAUGCGUCUCACCGCAGUGCGUCAGGUUGCCCCCUGGCUGCCAAACGGCAGAAGGACUGCUACAUGAACGGCACACAGUUCACGUGGAAGGCUGGGAAGACAGACGGCAUGUCCUGUCCCACUCCAGGCUGUGACGGCUCAGGUCAUGUCAGUGGCAGCUUUUUAACCCAUCGAAGUCUUUCAGGUUGUCCACGUGCUUCAUCUGCUAUGAAGAAGGCCAGACUGUCAGGAGUGGAGAUGCUUACAAUAAAACGGCCAAGCAAUGGUUUACACAAUGACGAGGACAUUAAACAGCUGGAUGAGGAAAUUAAAGAUUUAAAUGAAUCCAAUUCACAGGUGGAGGCAGACAUGAUCAAACUUAGAACACAGAUUACAACCAUGGAGUCUAAUCUGAAGUCGAUAGAGGAAGAAAACAAGGUGAUUGAACAGCAAAAUGAAUCUCUCCUGCAUGAGCUGGCCAACCUCAGCCAGUCACUGAUUAACAGUUUAGCUAAUAUCCAGCUCCCUCAUAUGAAACUGCCGCUACACAAAGAGCCUCCGAUUAGAAAUAACAGCUGUUUACAGUUGCAUCAGCGAGAUCCAAUAAACGAACAGAACUUCGACGCGUAUGUGACGACCCUGACAGACAUGUACACGAAUCAAGAGCAGUACCAGAGUCCAGAGAACAAAGCACUACUGGAGAAUAUAAAACAAGCAGUACAAGGAAUCCAAGUCUAGCCACUCAGCAAACCUCAGAGCAAAAGUGGGAAAAGGGGACGAUUAUGAAACCAGGGGAUUAUAAAUGGGAUUGAGAUUGCCUCAUGGUUUGCUGCUGUAAUUUAGCAGACAGUGUUAAAUAUUCACAUAUGUUCUUAUAAAAAAAAAGGAAAAAAAAAGAAAAGUGUUAUGCUUAUAAUUCAUGAUUUUUAAUUUCCCUUUAUUUUUGGUCUUGCUUUGAAAAAUAUUUAAUGGCAAAAUAGUUUUUUGAAAACAUUUCACAUUUUGUACGUUUUCAUAUGAGCUCACAUAGUGUGAUGUAACAUUUCUAGCUGCUCAUGUAUGCACAUUUUAGUGUAUAUUUCUGAACAGUAAGGCAAACAAUAUUGAAUAUAUGUUCUUUUUUAAUGCUUGCUGAUUUAAAAAGAAAUGACAGAUUUUCAUUUGAGAAACAAAAUUGCUGAACAACAGCAACAAAAGUAAUGGACACACAAGGGUACACUGAGUGUAUCUCUUUUUAUACCGGUUUAUUAUACCGUAGAACAGUGUACCUAUUUAUUAAUUUAGGUAUAUUGUUCUAGUAAGUAAUAAACUGGGAGCUCAGUGUAUACCAACGUUUUCUCCUCGAUGAAUGAUUUUCAUUUGUAAAUUGUAUGUGCAGCUUGUGUGUUAGCACCUGUACAUGGUGGGCACUUGAUGGAAGCAAACAGCGAAAGGAAAUCAGCGUGAUGUAUGUGUGUAUGUCGCAGUUCUAUUGUAAGCAUCAUGACACGGAAACCGAACGGUGGAAGUCCCAGAACUUAGCAAUGAGCAUCGAUCUGAUUUUGUGUUGGUAAAGAGCUUUUGUCAUUAAAUCUGCAUUAGUGUAAUGGCAGCAGAAGUUCGCCCCAGCGCCAGUGUUCAUUUAGCCUGCUCGGUAUAUCAGUAGCACGAGUCUCGCAUCAUAUCAGCAAUAUACGACUUGACAACAUUUAUGGCGAUGAGCAGCAAUCUGUCAAGGGGGAAAAGCAGUUGGGCUGUAUGCAAUUUCCUGUUUGUAGACAUUAGUGGGUAAACAAGCGAAACUUUUUACUGUAUGUAAAUGAUUGAUUUGUUUUUAUAUAAAUCUUGUAAUACAAAUUUUUUCAACAGGGGUAUAAGAAUACUUGGACAUUUCAAUUAAGAGGCGAAGCAGUGUUUUGUGAAAUCCAUUUCCUUUAUUUAUGACUUUGCACGGGGACACCUUUGUUUCCAUGUUCUGAUGGUUUUACAUAAACUAAAGCAGUACUUGGGAAAUG
Molecule: messenger RNA, 5525 nt
Organism: Silurus meridionalis
Lineage: Eukaryota; Metazoa; Chordata; Actinopteri; Siluriformes; Siluridae
Gene: myt1lb
Product: myelin transcription factor 1-like, b
Exons: 22
Coding region: 691-4269 (1192 amino acids)
Biological process (GO): regulation of transcription by RNA polymerase II
Cellular component (GO): nucleus
Molecular function (GO): RNA polymerase II cis-regulatory region sequence-specific DNA binding; DNA-binding transcription factor activity, RNA polymerase II-specific; zinc ion binding
Source: RefSeq, a predicted model, not a curated record